CCAUGACCUUCAGUACCCAAUACCCUUUCAACCCAAUAUGUUAUUAUCUUUUUAUUCCUACAAUAAACAUAUUCUCACUUUCAAUUGACCCUGAAACCCCCCUAAAACACCCCCUAAAACACCCUAAAACAUGCUAAUUUUAGGUACAAAAUAUCGAUAUCGUUGCUUUUUCGACGAUCGAUAUCGGAAUUGUCGAAUAUAAUAUCGAUAUUAUAUCGCGAUAAAUAUCGUCAUUGUGCCUAUGUCUGCCCGGGACAGUACAAGAAGUACCACGUUCGGGUAUAUCCUUCCGCUUCAACUCGUGUAAGGAUUGUAGAGUCAUAGAGGCUGACAUGACGCAACUUAUCUGGCUCUCAUCAAUCAGGUUUUUGAAUGGGGCUAGCAUACAAGCGGAAGAAUAUCUCGUGGUAAUAGCAUAAGGUACUGUAUUAGGUUGGAUGAUGUUUUUCGCGUAUUUUAUAUAAGAAUACUGUAUCCUCUUAAUAGGUAGCAGAGAAUCCUUUCCUUUCUGUCAGCUGAAGUGGACUUAAAGUAAUGAAAUAUUCUAGAUAUUUUAGGACAAUUGCAUCAAUUGUCUUGGGACUUUUGAUUUACUGUUGUGAUCAGUCUGAAUAUCUAGAAUAAUUGAAUCAAGCUAAGGAUAUGCUCUUCUUGUCCACAUGUAGACAGCUUCUUUGACGGCUGCAAAAUCCGAAAAAAUGGCGCGCUGCGCCGCUAGUAUAGUAUAUACAGUUUUGAAACCUCGUAAAUGGGAUGGUGAUACGGACUUAAGAAGAUGACUGCGCAAGCGGUGCAGAAAACGUCCCGUCAUUGGAUACAACUGCCUUGUAUGUACUCAUUCUCUACAAACUUAUGAUCGGUAGGAAUCGGACCACCGAACAAUUAAUGCCUCAGCCAUAGGAAUACAAAAACAGCCCGCCCUGCUCCCAUCAGACUUGCUUCCUUAACCAAUUUCAUCUGAUCAGUGAUCAUCUCGUAAAUUCAGUCCCAACAUGGCCACAAUCAACCACGUCAAAAGGAAGCAGGAAGAAGUAAUCGACCUCGGACCCGUCCAAAUAUACGUCCUUGAAGACGGCAAGCUCACUGAUAACCGCCUAUCCCUCAUCCGCCUUACCAUCCAAGGGAAAUCCAAAGGACCCCCAGUGCGUAACAUUCCCCUUCGCUACCAACUACCUUGCUAAUAGGCCAAAGCUCCAUUGGCAUCGUAUGCACGACGAGGGAUUCUACGUCUCGAAAGGGACUGUACGCUUCCACACUGAGAAAGGGGAUGUUGAUGCCAACGCGGGGGAAUUCGUUAUGGUUCCCAUCAAGGCAGUCCAUAGUUUCUCAAAUCCCUUUGACGAGCCGGCGGAGUUCUUGAAUACUUUUACUCCAGCGUUUUAUAUUGAUUAUCUGAGGAUGGUGGGUGCGAACAUGAAAUCGGGGAUGAUGAUGGGUGCCGAGAAGCAGAAGGAGAUUAUGGCUCAGUUUGCGACUUUUCCACCGGGAGAUCUUGGAUUGGAUGAAUGACGAGGGGAAUAGUUCGGGUCUUGAGAGCAGUUGGCUUUAGGCCCUCAAGAUCUAUUGUACUUGUAAGCAAAGACGUUUGGGGGUUUGCACCAGAGUCUGAAGACAAAUACCACUCCACUCACUAUUCCCAUGGAGGUAAACUACUCAGAAGGGUCCUUCAUAAAAUUUCAUUGCUAGAUGCCAUAUCAGAGGAGUCGUACAAGUCGUAGCCAUUAACCUAUGUGCACACCUAUCACAGCCUAUAGCACACGGCCACCCAGGUAUGUCCCAACGCCAAAUCAC
Messenger RNA from Hymenoscyphus albidus, 1791 nucleotides. NCBI's taxonomy places the organism in Eukaryota, Fungi, Ascomycota, Leotiomycetes, Helotiales, Helotiaceae. The record is from the annotation of a GenBank genome assembly.